AUGAGCCCACCCGCGGAUCCUCGUGACUGGCAUCUUGAUUUCAGCUCCUAUCGCGAGCAGGUCAACUCGUAUAAGUGCCCAGUACCUGGCUGUAGUCAGUCGUUUGCAGCUCUGGAGUUUUUACAAUAUCACAUAAGCCAGAGCCACACAUUCAAGCAGAACCCAGACAGAGUAAGCUAUGCCACCUCAACGCCCCUGAUGAUCGGCAAUGUGAAUCAGACUGGAGAAACGAAACCACCAGUCAUUCCUAUACCCACUGUACAGAGAGUUUCGCAGGCGCCUCAGAGAGUUACACAAUUUCCACCACCAAGCACUAUCCAGACAAUGUCGCAGCCUCUACAUGUCCGACCAUCCCCACGAGACAUACCAGCUCCGCCAUCCUAUGGGCAGAUGCUACCGCCAACGCAUGCGUCGCUAGUAAUAACAGAUAUGGGGACUGACACUCACACCCAACACAUGAGUUGGGGAAAGACCAUCCCCUGGCCUGAAGGAGCCGAAGUCUUGCUCAAACGGCUUGCCCACAUACACGCGCUUUAUGCAAAUCCUACACGACCAGAUGAAUAUAAGAAACUCUGCUUCAUCUUUGACGAAUUCUACGCAAAGGCCGAGUUCAGUACAUGGAAACCACCGAAAGAAGACGAGAGGCUGUGGCAGUUAUUUAGAGGGAAGCUUGAUCAGAUACAACAGGAAAUGCUGGAGCGAGGGGAAGUGGUCAAAGGCAGCGAUGGAAUUCUCAAACGCGGUUUCUUGCCGAUCUUGCCGCCAACUAAGGUCUUGAUGAACAACCCUCCGCCUGAAUCGCUAGCAACUCCACCAGACACGCCUGUGCUAGGAAAUGACAAACAAUCCGAAGGAAUAGAAUUGUGGAAUGGACUUGAUGUCGAUAGUCAGACUGAACUGUUCAGGCAACAACUUCGAAAUGCGAAGAAUCGCAAGGGACUCAUGUUGGAGUGGAAUGAAUACUGCGGUGAAGUAAGGGAAAAGAGACAAAUCGCCAAAGCCCGCGAUCCUAAAUCGACGACACCCUCCGCGCGGUCGCCUGGCUCGAAAACCCCACCUGCACCGCCUGCACUACCUGCUCCUGAACCACUCGCAACGAUCGAUGUCAAGCAAAUUAUCGCCAAUAAGAUACAAGAACUCGCGUUGAAAAGAGACAGGGACAGGCAGCAAGCCGCUGAAGAACGAGCAGCAAAGAGGCUAAGAGAGGAUCCUGCUUGA
Cadophora gregata is the source of this 1218-nucleotide messenger RNA. RefSeq lists its product as uncharacterized. The record is from RefSeq and is a predicted model, not a curated record. The transcript is spliced from 3 exons. NCBI's taxonomy places the organism in Eukaryota, Fungi, Ascomycota, Leotiomycetes, Helotiales, Ploettnerulaceae. The coding region runs from base 1 to 1218 and encodes 405 amino acids.